This is a messenger RNA of Lotus japonicus, 1575 nucleotides long. RefSeq lists its product as uncharacterized. The transcript has 10 exons. The record is from RefSeq and is a predicted model, not a curated record. NCBI's taxonomy places the organism in Eukaryota, Viridiplantae, Streptophyta, Magnoliopsida, Fabales, Fabaceae. The coding region runs from base 1 to 1575 and encodes 524 amino acids.
AUGGCUGUUAAGGUUGAUGAUCUCUCCAUCAUUGAUUCCUCCAAAGAGGCUUGGAAUAUUGUCGUGAAGGUCAUACGUUUGUGGGUUAGUCCCAAUUUCGGUGGUGGGAAGCUUCCCUUUUCAAUGGAAUUGGUUCUCAUGGAUGCUAAGGGUACAAAGAUUCAUGCUUCUGUGAAAAAGACUCUGGUGUAUGUGUUCCAGCCUCUUUUAACUGAGGGUCGGGUAUAUAAUAUUUCAUAUUUUGGCGUCGGUGAGAAUGGUGGUGAAUUUAAAACAACUUCCCAUCCAUUCAAAUUGAACUUUCAUAAGCAUACAUCUGUGAGACUGGAAACCAAAAUUGCGAUAUCAAAGAGUCCUUACUCUUUCACUCCUUUAUCUGACAUCAUGUUCCGAGAUCCUGAUUCAUCCUUUUUAGUUGGGUCCAGUGGUGAGCAAGAGUUUGAAAAGAACGGAAAAAUUGAAAAUAGAGUUACUAUUGAGCUGUGUCAGGAUGGUAUUCAGAAUGUCUAUGGUGCUACCCAAAUUUUGUUCAACCCAGAUGUGGAGGAAUCUGCAUCUCUUCGCGAAAGGUUUUUUGCUAUGAAUGAUCCUGCUCUACAAGUUCUUAGCCAGCUUCAGGAUUCUGGAAAAGUGUCAAUUGAGGAAGAUUUUUUAAGCCAGACAGAAGCGAAAACCAUCGACCAGAUUAAAGAUUUAUCUGAGAAAUCUAAUUGCAUUGUUUUAGCUUCUAUCAUGUUCAUUUGUAAGGAUUCCUGGUGGUAUCCGGCAUGCAAAUGCAACAGGAAGGGUAAUGGAUCUACUGAAUCUACCACAUUUGUUGUUUUCGACCAAGAGGCUGCAUCAUUGCUUAGCAGACCAUGUUCUGCCUUUGUGGAUGCUUCUACCAAGAAUCCUGCUGAAAAGGCGGUUCCUUCAGAUAUCUUAUCAUUGGCUGAUAAGCAGUAUUUAUUCAAGAUUGAAGUCAAUAACAAUGCAAGUAGCAAUUUUGAACCCUCAUAUCGUGUCAAAAAAAUAUGUUGGGAUCCAGUUAUAAUUUCUAAAUUCAAGUCAUCUAUGCCUCAAGCUGAUGGUCCAAUGCCAAAUAUGAAUGUUUCAACCCCAACUUCUGUCCUCAAGGGAUCUUCAUCAUCAUCAAGCUGUGUGAAGGAUCUUAUCAAUGAUUUUGGAGUAGCUUCUGAAUCCCAAGUUGAGGAUUCUCCUACCGCCCAAUCUGAAAAUCCAAGUUCAAUUGCUGUUGAUGCUGUUGGAAACCCCGUUCCUGUAACUGCUACAAUAGUUAAUGCUGUUAGUGAAAAGGUUAUGAAGUCUGAUGAUUCUACAAAAUCUGAGGGUCGUAAAUCUGCUGUAGAGCCCGUUGCUGAUGUUCCGUCUGAUGUAUUGGGAAAGGAAAUACAGGAUUCAACUCCCUCUGUUGUUGCUGGGACUGUUUGUCAUACUGAUGAUGAUGAUGAUGUAGCUGUGGGCAGCCAGUGUUCCCCUCCUACAAAACGUAGUUCUCCCUCAGAUUCUGAAGCCCUUGGAUCAUCUAAUGCUGGAAAAAAGCUUCUUAAAGCUGUGAAGAAGGAGAAGAUCUGA